UACAACGCGGAAAUAGCGAGGUCGGGUUAUUUUUUAUACUUUUUUUUCUUAAAGUACCAAUACGCGUGAAGGCUUGUCAACUGGUGUAUGGAGUCUCCGCGGCCAUUAAUGUUGACAUUGGGACCUGUCACACUGUGACCCUUAGAGCGUAUCUAGCGACUCGCCAUGUUGUGUAGUUGCCUGUGCGGUUUUAACGCGUCCAGGUGAAUUGGACCUCGAAAGCAGCAAACUCCUACUCGGGUCUCCGUGUGCUGUUUACAUACACACCGGACGAUAUAUGGCUUUGAAAAUGUGAAAAGCCUGUUUCAUAACCAAUAACUUACGCCAGCCAUUCCCUAUAGAGAAGACCACGAUGACACUGACUGUCUACCGAUUGUAAACGUGACACUUGUUCCUAGGUGGGAACGUUGAAAGCAUAUCUUCACGACAGAAGACGAUGCCCGUAUGACCGGCGUGCUGGGAGUUCGAUUAUAAAAAAGGAGUAAAAGGAGUUUACUAAAACGAUGACGGAAAGAGACAAUAAGAGAAGCAAGCCUCUGUUAGGCAAAAAGCCUCUGCAGAAUCGGCGACAGUCCUCCAAAGAUAGUUCCUGUGAUGAGUACAAGGCAAAGAAAGUCCGUCGUGCCAAUGAGGAUAACUGCACCACCUGCCUUAGAGGAACGCUCCAUUGCUACAAUGUUUGCAUCCUGGUGAUUGGCUGUGCAGCUUUAGGGGUUGGCAUCUGGCUGUUGGUGACAGACUUCGGUGCCAGGAAGGUGACCCCCAUCGUGGGCAACCAGCUUUAUGAAGUGACCACGUACCUUCUGAUAGCAGGGGGUGGGUCCGUGGCACUGUUAGCUUUCUGUGGCUGCUGCGGGACAAUACGAGAAGAUAAAUGUGUUCUGUCAUUUUAUGGAACGACAUUAGCCAUAGUACUCAUAGUGCUAGGAGUGGCUUCAGGUCUAGCCUUUUUCUUCAGAGGAGUGCUGGCUACUCAUAUUCAAGGCAGAAUGAAGCAUUCGUUGACAGAGCAGUAUGGAGUAGAUACUCGGUCAAAUUCUGAAAACAGAAGAGUUACCGAUGCAUGGGACGCCAUGCAAAGACAGCUUCAGUGUUGUGGUGUAGAAGGGAAUGUAUCCUCCUUAAAUUCCUGGGCCUUCUAUUUUACAAACACGCUAUGGUUUCAAAAGGAGAAAGAAAAGGGUACCAAUGCCAGACAGGUCCCCGACAGCUGCUGUCGGAGUGGAGAUAAAGCUAUCUGCACAGGACAGACUUACUUCGCUGGACCACCAAACCAUAUAAAUGCUCACGAUGCAAAGAGAAGAAAAAAGAAUCCUUAUUUAUAUACAGAGGGCUGUUACGACAACCUGGAAAGUUACCUGAUGACAUACGCUGCAGUAGCUGGGAUAGUGGCAGCCGUGGUGCCCUUAUUUUUAGUUUUUGGAAUAAUAAUUUCCUUUUGUUUGUGUGCGAGAGUGUCGGGCAGCGCGUCUGAGGAUGAAGUGGACUUGUAGUGAGGAGAGCAGCAUCCGUCCACUGUCCUGACGCAGCCAACUACACCAGUGCCUCAUUGAUGCAAUCUUACAACAAUCGUCCAUUUGAUACCGCUUGGUCAAAACAAACUCUCACACCUGUUUUCCAAGUCACAUACACACUCAAAGAGCCUAAACAUCCGAGAAUUGAUGGCAUCGCAUACAAGAUGUUGAAAAUAUACAACAGAAUUCCUUUUAGUGGAGAUGUGAAAUUUGAGAAUUUCAAGUCAUCUUGUUCCAGACGUGAAAAAUAUUGGAAUGGAUUCUGUUUUUUGAGGGGAGCCUUGAAAGUCGAGAUAUUUGUUCAUCUUGUACACCAAGAUGUGAAAUAACGGCAUCUAGUAUAUGCUGUGAAAAUACUGGAAACUACUUUCCUUUUUGAUUUUUUUUGUUUUGAAGUCAUGAAAUUUGAGGAAUUCAGAAUUCAGUCAUCUUGUUUUAAGAUGUGAAAGUAUCGUGAUGGAUUCUUUAUCAAAGGCUGUGGUUCCUCUGAUUCCAAUGUUUUUUUGAGAUGUGUUGAUGGUGUAAGGUUGUGUGGUUAGACUGCUCGAGUAAUAUAUCUGGUGAAGUGGUGUAAUCUAUUCAAGUUUGGUUGUGUGAUCAUGUUAUGGCUAAAACAGCUUAAAACUGAAAUUUUUUUCUAAUGAAAAUGUUUAACAUCGAGGCAAGUUGGGAGUAAACAAUCGGAUACUGUUCUGUUUGAGCAUGUUUGAUGGCUGAUUGUGUUUCAGCCAUAUUCAUCAGUGUAUGAUCAUGAUUUUUUUUUUUAUUAAUACAAAAGACAGCAUCAGAAAUAUGCCCAGUUUACUGUAUUGUAUCCAAUCAUUUCAUGCUUUUUUGGCUUUUUUUUCAUUUCUAGUUUUGUUACAUCUUAUGCAUAUGUAGUUUACAUGAAUAUAUUUGGAUUUUUUUUUUAAUGUGAAUGAAUCAUGAAUGAGUGAAAAUUACGGAGUUAUAAGUUUGUUAUUACUGAUCAGAGUAACAACAUUUUUUUUUAUGAUCCAUUUGUGAUGAUGCAUCAACAUAAAAAAAUAAAUUUAUAACAAAUAUUAUUUAAUAAUGACUUCUUUCCAUUUCCAAAAUAUUGGCAAGCGAAAUGUUAUCUAUGCUUAAAUUACAUAUAUUCACAUUCCCAUUUCCAGUUAUUUUGCUUUGCCGAUUUGUCCAUGAAAAAAUUCUGUUAACCCUCUUACAUUCCUUUUUAUUGUCACUCUGUUACAAAUGUAUAUGUGCUUUCAUGCCAACUUGUGAAGACUGAAAUGCAUGCUUCAUAAAAAUUGGCAGUAUGGUUAUUCCAAAGCUGAUAUAUUUGCAUAAAAGACAAUAAUAACUUCACGCAGUACUCGGAAGUAAAUGUUACUAUAUAUAAUACAUAAUAGAAUCCCAAAACUGCUCAUAGUAGUCGAGAGUCUUUAUGCCCUCCCCAACCCCAUAUUUUAUUAUUAGAAAAUAUAUAUGGAAUUAGAUAAAAUUUAGCAUUUUGACAUAUGGCAGUGAAUGAUAAACCUAAGAUAUUAACAGGGAAAGUAAUUGUAAAACUAUAGUCCGUCUCACAAGGAAUUUACUACAAGUUAUUUAUUUCUGAGCAGAUUGUUUUCUAAAUUGGACACAAGAAUAGUAAAAAAAAAUUAUUUGCAAAACACUCUUUUUUUUUUCUUCUGACGUCAACCCAAACUGAAAUUAUUUACAAAAACCCCAUAUUUGUAGGAAGAUGAGAUGGACUAUAGGCAAUUUUUUUUACUGUAUUCAUUGUUUGGUAGUAAUUUUAAUUAUUUUUCUAACUGGAAAUUGGACAGUUAUUUUGAUUUUGGACAAAUUAUUUUUAUUAUGGACAAAUUAUUUUGAUUUUGGACAAAUUUAGCAGGAUUCCAUGAAUCCAAAAUUUUGGGUUGAAUGUGUAAGACUUUUUAAUGGAAUUCCAAACUAAUCUAGAUUACAUAAUUAAAAAAACAAAUUUUGGGGCAGUACCCUAAACAAUUCUCCUAGUUCAAUUCCCAAUUAAGCACUUUUAAAAUAUUGUUGUGUAGUUUAACGUUUUAGCCUUAAUGAGUAGUUUAGCGAGAUCCUUCUUUCACUUUUUAAUUUAUUAUUUUAAACACCAAUGUCUUUGAUGUUCAUAUAUGUUAGCCAUCUUGAUUUAGACGGUUAUAGUUUGUGAAGACAAUCAUAAUUUUCUUUAUUAAUUUGCACGGAGAUACAGCACUCGAUAAAAUCAGAGUUUUUAACAUCACACUUUGUUAAUUAAUUAAUUAAGAUUAAUAAGUGUAUAUACUUGUACAUUAUGAGAAUUAGAAAGUUUAUUUUAGAAAAUUAACUUAAAAAUUUGACCUGAUAAUAUUCAAUGCAAACUGAUGUGGAUUUAUGUGUACACAUAAACCGAGCUAUAGUUCUCGGAGAUCAGAAAAAUGUUGCCGAAUUAUCUAUGACUUAAAAAAAUCUAACAAACCUAGUUAUUUUCUAACAAAAUAUGAACAGUUACCGGUACAUGAAAUUAUUUUGCCAAAUUAAAAUAAAUUCACCGGUUUUUCAAAUUGACAAAUGUCGAAUUUGGCGACUGCCAGAAUUAGCUGUAAUAAGAAUACAGAGCUGAUCAGUUCUGGAGUAGCAGCACCAUAUCUGCCUGAAAAAUAUCUUCAUACUGACUUAUAUAAUCUAUCACACAAAGUUUCGACUCAUCAUGCCCUCCACCCACCUAAAAUCAUUAAAAUUUCACAUAAUUGGAGUGGGCAGCCCCAAUUUUGUCUUGGUUGCAUUGUACUUGCAUAAUGAAAUCAUAUUAAAUAAUAUGCCAUUUUGAAACAGAAACAUUUCGGAUGUACUCCACUCUGCAAACUGAACUGAUUCUAAAAUGGUCUUUUGUCUAUUAUUAUUUGCCUAACUCUUAACUAAUUAAUGUGUUUGGAACUAUUUUUCGUGUAAGUUUUGGUUUUUAGAAUCAUGGCAUUAGCAACACAGCAUGCACCAGCUAUAUACUGCUGUUGUGUUAAAUAUUGCAUGUGUUUGUCAUUUAUUCUAAAGAUACGCGUGUUGUUAGUGUAUCUCUAAACCGCUAUUAUUUAACCUAUCGUAUUGCCCUGUCUCAUUUUAACAUUGUCUGCAUGCAAUGCAUUAAUAAUUCAGUUUGAUUGAUUUCCUGCUAGAUAUUGCCACCUAUAUCUGUUGAUGAGUUCUUUUCUUGCUAGUUUCUAAGCUCUUGUGUGCAUUUCUCAUAGAUAAUUGUUAAAAAUAUAGCACUUGUUGUACAGAAAUGGUGUUACAAUUCUUAAGAUAUUUUGUAAUUUUAAUUUUUUUUAAGAAACUACUAGCAUUUCUAGAUUUGUUUUCCUUCAAAAUUUAUAUUACUGUUGAUAAUUAUUGCUGUUAAUAACAUUACCACACCAGUGAACAAAGUAUGUUUUUGUAUUGUUAUUGGAAAAAACACUUUUUAUCUCAAUAUUAAUUUUGUAAACGUAUGAAGAUGAUACAGAUGUAUUAUUUAGUGUUACACACGGAUGUAAUAACAGCAGUACUGUUUUGGUAGUGUAUUUAAUCUUUUACAGUUGGAUGUUUGCUUUUUAAUAGGAGUACAUGUAAGUUUUGUUAAUAAUUUCAAAUUAUCUGUUCGCUAAAUAUCUAGAAUUUAGUUUUUAAGCAUACAUUUUAUAACUACACAACAUAGUGAACCUUUCUCUUUGCUACAACAAAUGACUCAUCUUUAAACAAAAAAACACAAAAACAUACGUCUAUUUAAUAAUAUGACAGUUUCUGCUUUUGUGGAUGUUAAAUUCAAAGUAGGAUUUAAUGUUAUUUACAACUGGUGUAACUUUCUUGAGCAAAUAAGCUGUAGACUCUUGAUAGAGUAAAAUAUAGUGAUUUCUUUUAGCUGUAUGAAUACAACUCUCCAAACAACUGCUAAUACCAUCCAAUGUUAGGUGUUUAGCAAGCAUCAUUCACUUUCUGCAUGGGGAAGGUUUCAUUUACUUUAUUUUUAUAUUUCAUGAACUGGAUUGGCAAAUAUGCUUUGUUUUAUUUGGAUAAGCUAGUCAGUUUUGUUAGUACUUGUAGUUAUAUGUGUGUAUUUCACAAGCAAAGGUGUGGUUUGUGAAAAAAACACUAUAAUAUAUAGAUCCUUAAUUAAGGGAUAGGGAACUUUAGUAAUAUGCCUGUAUCUAAUUUAGAUUCAGGCACACCCUUAAUGAAGAUUUGCUGAUUGUGUCUUUUUCUCUAAACUAGGUUAGCUUCUCCCAAAAUAACACAAUCAAUAUAACUACCAAAUGAGUUUUGAAAAUAAUUCAUUAGAUUAUUGUUAUUUAAUAGUGUUUUCAUCCUAGUAAGUAACUUUUUUCUUUUUUUAAAAUUAUUUUUAUAAAAAAUUUUUCACAAACUGUGAAGACUAACCCUUCAAAGGUAAUGAUGUGUAAGAAGUUCAGUCAAUAAGACUGACGACCUAGUUAUGGGGGGAGGGAUUAUCCGAUAUAUUUUAUAAUGUUAUGUUACAUAUGUAUGUUAGUUGCAAACCAGUAUAUUUUAUGUUGCUCUUUGUUAUAUAUGUAUAUAUUAUAGUAGUCAGCUGGAUUCUGAUAUAGGGCUUUACUUGUCAGAAGAAUGAGAAGUCAACGUUUAAACAUAUUUGUUAGAAUGAAGAUUGGACUAAUAUGGGUCCAUUUAGUUUCAAAACAGAUUAAAGUUACAAAAUUAAUAGCUACUUGGAAAUACUUCUAUCUAUCUCAAUCUACUAUUUAAUAGUAUUAUAUAUAUAAUUUGUUUUGUUUUGUUUUUUGUUUUUUUUAAGUACAAUAAGUUAUUAUCGGUACCUUCUUUGACACCUUCAAAUACAAUUUACUCAAUAAUGACGACAAUAGGCAUCCAUGGUGCCAAUGAAAAUCGAUUUUAUUCGAAAAUGAUUAAAUUGCCUACAUCAAAGAACUUAGUUUUAAAUUAAUGACAUGUAGGUAAUAUCUUUAAAAAAUGUAAAAACUACACAAAAACGUUUUUCAGUUUGUAAAUAAAUUUUUUAUUAAAAAAAAAAAAAUUGUGCAUUACUCUUUAACAAAGAGUUUUGGGUGGUUUUUUUUUUAAAACAAACAUUUUAAAACAAUAUCCCAUUAAUGCAAGUGGAUCAUGUUGUAAAUAUUUGUACAGUUCACGUCUGAGCACAGCACAUUAUUUAAUCAGAGUCAAUUUUCAUUUUCAAACACAUGUAACACUGUUAGAACAGUAGCGUGUGUUGCACUUUUGGACAGAUAAUAAUCAUACAGGAUGACUGGAAGGAUCAUUAAUUUUAUUAACAUGUCUGUGAUUUUGUUGUAUAUAAACAAAUUAAAACGGGACCAACAUGUUGCAUAUCGUGUAAAUAUGUACAUGAUGUGUGUAUUGGUUUCGAAUACAUUUGUCAUUUCUAGCUUCAUGUGUUGGUUGCUAACCUGUUGACUAAUGGUAUGAUAUACUAGUAUGUACAUUUUGUACAGACUGACAGGUAGAAUAACCAGUUUCAUAAUAAUAAACACCUAUCAUCAUUUUAAAAAAAAAAGACUAUUAAAUAAGAUCAACCAGAUUUGUAUGGAAACUACAGAAGCAUCUGUAAUGUUGCAUGCUGAAAUAUUAUUUAAUUAAACAAAAUUUAGUUUGAGAAGUAUUUUCAAUCUGCUUUUUGUUUGCUUUCAACAUCUCAUUGUAUAUUAAAUAUAUGUAAUCUUGAAAAAGUUUUAUUAUGCUUUUAUUAAAUAAAAAACUUAUAAUUUUCUAAUCUACAAGUCGUCUCUUGUUAGAAAUGCCUAUUCAGCAUCCAGAAGCUGAAGUUGGCAGAGACAACAUUGUAAGACAUCACUGGCGAUUUUACUCUGUACGUAAUUCAUUAUUUGCUGCAGUACUUUUGCACAUCAUGAUUUUAAAGAUGAAUUCUUGUAUUUAUGAAGUUUUGUAUAAAUGACUUUUAUCUGUUCACAGAAUGAACAAAUUAUAAGAAAUAAAAAUAUUUUGAUAUGUA
Messenger RNA from Gigantopelta aegis, 7476 nucleotides. RefSeq names its product tetraspanin-18-like. Gene Ontology annotation, cellular component: membrane. Lineage: Eukaryota; Metazoa; Mollusca; Gastropoda; Neomphalida; Peltospiridae. The transcript has 10 exons. Bases 504 to 1493 code for a protein of 329 amino acids. The record is from RefSeq and is a predicted model, not a curated record.